Messenger RNA from Lodderomyces theae, 4557 nucleotides. It is a transcript of the gene SMC4, whose product is annotated as condensin subunit. The transcript is spliced from 2 exons. The coding region runs from base 1 to 4557 and encodes 1518 amino acids. The record is from RefSeq and is a predicted model, not a curated record. Gene Ontology annotation, biological process: mitotic chromosome condensation. Gene Ontology annotation, cellular component: chromosome. Gene Ontology annotation, molecular function: protein binding; ATP hydrolysis activity; ATP binding. NCBI's taxonomy places the organism in Eukaryota, Fungi, Ascomycota, Pichiomycetes, Serinales, Debaryomycetaceae.
AUGGCAUUAAAUCAAAGAAACAGAAGAGCCAUUCCAUCGACGCUAAACACUCCCACGGCGGUUAAUGUGAACACAGUCUCAAGUAUAACUCAGGAACAAGCAGAACAAAUCCUCACACAAUUCAUAGAUGCCAGUGAACACAACAGGAAUCCAUUAAACUUGAAAGACCAGGACCAGAAGACUGGGUUUUCAAGCAAUAGCGAAACAAUAGCAGUUGCCUCGCAGUUAAAGAGGAUACAAAGAAACUUGAGAGGAUUGCCACCAUUAUCCACACUGGAAGCUCAAGAAUCAACUACGAACGGUGGUAUCCCAGUUACUCGAGUUUAUAAGAAAAGACAUACAUUCAGUGCCAUGAAAAGAAAGAGAAACGUUGUUUUGGAUGAAGACGAGGAAAACACGUUUAUAAAUAACAGUGACUACGAUGAUAAGGAACACAACGAUUUGGCACCUGCUCAAGUUCAACAGAGUCAUGACACCACUGCAGAAAACUCCAAGCACCAUGCCACAGACGACGGGUUGAGCAGCGACGUUGGAGAAGAGCCGGACCAACUGGAAUGGGAACGGGAAAAGCAUACUGAAGAGUGGAAAGUACCAAAAUCUCAUCAUCCUAUAGGUGGCAUUGACAUAGAGAAAAGUAAUUCCGAAGGCGACAGUGACCGCAACAGUGACCACAACAGUGACCACAACAGUGACCGCAACAGUGACCGCAACAGUGACUCUGCUUUCCAACCCGAGGUGACUUUGCAAGAUGCCAAACGCAAACCAGAAGCUGAUGGCUUCCUUGGCACUGACAAUAAAGCGUCGUUCAUUCCGAAAACGCCAACAGAGCAAGCUCUCCCACCACAAUCUCAAGAAUCUCGAAAUGGAGAUGUACCCAGAUUGGUAAUCAACAAGUUAAUACUCACAAACUUCAAAUCUUAUGCAGGGGAACAAGUUAUUGGACCAUUCCACUCGUCAUUUUCAUCGGUUGUGGGCCCCAAUGGAAGCGGCAAAUCAAACGUCAUUGACGCGAUGCUUUUCGUAUUCGGAUUCAAGGCAAACAAAAUGAGACAAGGCAAAAUUUCCGAAUUGAUUCACAAUUCUGGGAAUGAAAGACCGGACUUUUGCCAAGUCGACAUACAUUUCCAAAUGGUUCUUGAUGACCCCAAAUCGCAGCAGUUGUCACAAGUGGUUCCUGAUUCCGGGUUGGUUAUUUCAAGAAAAGCUUUCCAGAAUAACCAGUCAAUGUACUACAUAGAUGGCAAAAAAAGCAAUUAUACUGAUGUGACUGCAUUACUCAGGGGUAAAGGUAUCGACUUGGACCACAAAAGGUUUUUGAUUCUUCAGGGUGAGGUCGAGUCAAUUGCGCAAAUGAAGGCGAAAGCUGAAAAGGAAGGUGAUGAUGGGCUACUAGAGUAUUUGGAGGACAUCAUUGGAACUACAAAAUACAAGCAGUUGAUUGAAGAUAGUUUAGCAAGAAUCGAUGAGUUGAAUACAGUAUGUCAAGAAAAAUCAGAUAGGUUUCUGUUGGUGGAACAGGAUAAAAAUUUGCUUGAUGAAAAAAAGGCAGAGGCAUUAAAGUUCCUAGAAUUGGAAAGAAAACUCAACAAUUUCAAAAGUUUAAAGUUCCAAAGCAAUAUAAGUCAUUUGAAAAGUAAGAUGGAAGAGUAUCUGAAUGAAAAAAAUGAGCUACAGAAGCAAUUGGACGAGAAGAAGAAGGCCAAUGAAGUAGUUUUGGAAUACAUUGAGGAGCAGUCUUUGAAACAACUGGAUUGCAAGAAGGAGUUGAAAAAGACGUUGAAUGUAAUUGAGGGUUUAAAUAAACAAAAAAGGGACCUAGUGAAGCAAAAUGUGUCACUUGAAGAGAAAUCCAAAAACUUUGAUACUAAACUAAAAAAGCUACAGAAAACAAUAAAUGCACUGAAUCACGCAUUGCAAAACACAAAUCACAGUUUGUCCAGUUAUUCAAAUUCUUCUGAACAGUACAAAGCCGAUAUGGAGAGACUAGAAACUUCAUUAAGAGAGGAAGAGGAUCGAUUGACCAAGAUUCGUGAAAAAAUGGCCGAAAAGACUACCGGCUUUACAAAGCGUAUUGAAGAAUUGCAAGUCAAACUAGAACCUUGGACAUCCAAAUUGAAGAACAAUGAGAACGAGAUAGAGUUGAUCAAGUCUAAUAUCACUAUUCUCGAAGAUCAACUGAACAAUACAAAAAAGCAGUUGGAGGAAAACAAGGAGAAAUUGACGUCCAUCAAGCUUGAAGGUAAACACAAGGAACAAGAAUGCCGAGAAAAGGAAGAAAAAUUGGAGACGAUUGAAGAGCAAAUAUCCUUGGGGGAGGAGCAAACAAAUUCAAUGAAGCUGAAGCUAGACAAGAUGAAACAUCACAUUGCAAAGGCAAAGAACAAGUACCAUGAUUCUGCCCAAGCAUUCCAAAGUAAACAAAAUCAGAGCACCGUUUUGGCAGCACUAACGAAAUUGGGCAAAUCUGGUCGAAUCGAAGGGUUUUACGGCAAGUUAGGGGACCUUGGAACAAUUGACGAUAAAUACGAUAUUGCUGUCUCCACUGCUGCCCCUGGAUUGGAUUCUAUGGUGGUUGAGACCGUUGAAACGGCUCAAGCUUGCAUUGAUUAUUUGAGAAAGAACAAGCUUGGCUAUGCCAACUUUAUAUGUUUGAACAAGUUACGGACUUAUGACUUGUCUCCCAUCUCAGUACCUGGAGAUCCAUCCAAGAUCAAACGGCUUUUCGAUUUGAUCGAUCCUAUCAACCCUAAAUUUGCACCCGCAUUUUUCAGUAAAAUGUUCAACACGCUUGUAGCUCCUGACUUGAAUGAAGCGAAAAAGGUAGCAUACGGUGCAAGAAGAUGGAAAUGUGUCACUUUAGAUGGGAAGUUGAUUGAUAUAGCAGGAACCAUGUCAGGAGGAGGUAAUCAGAUUAUGAAAGGGUCUAUGCGUCUCAAGUCAGCCAACUCGCUCGACAGUGGCGAUUUUAACGAAGAGAGUUUGGAGCAGGCAAGGCAAGACAUAGAGGAGAUGGAAAAAGAGUUUGAAAGACAGCUGUCAAAGUACAACGAGGCUAUAGCUGCUUUGAACAAGGUCAGAGAGUUGCAGCCUGAGACGAGGCUCUCGCUUGACAAACUUAAAUUGGAUAUCGCUGGGUUGGCAUCCGAGAUGAAGGAUGUAUCUCAAAUAUGCAAGAGCUUGGUUGCCGAGCAAAGAGAAAUGGAAGCCCACAAUCCUUUUGAGGAUCAGAUACAGGAGAAGAGAACUGAAUUGGAGAAACUUGAAGCUGUUAGAGCCCAAUUGAAAACGGAGAUGUCUGAUUAUGAGCAGGAGAUAGCCACCUACGAGCAAAAGAUUAUGGAAGCUGGUGGUGUUGAUUUGAAAGUUCAAAACUCCAAGGUUGAAUCGAUUAAGCAACAAAUAGCAAUUAUAAAUGACAAGACCAGUGGUGACCGAAUUGCAUUGAAGAAAUUGGAGAGCGAUGUAAAGCGGCAUACAAGGAUUAUCGAGGAUUCAAAGGCUGCUCAAGCGAAGUUAGAAGCCGACCAUAAAGAUGUUAAAGAAGCGCAACGAGAAAUAGAAACUCAAGUCAAAGGUUUAGAUGACAAGUUGCAUGCACUUGAUCAGCAGAAACAAGAUCAGGAAGAGCAACUUGAAGUUAUGCGCGUUGAGAUAGAAGAAAAACAGGAGGAGCUCUCUGGAUUCAAGCUGUUUGAAGUUGACAUUUUGAACAAGUUGGAGAAGGUUAGUCAUACUUUGAAGAAGAUUACACAUUCGAUUGAACAGAAUGAGCUGAGCUUAGACGCUUUGGUUGUUCGAGACGUGAUGCCAUACAUUUACUGGCUCGACGAAGAGGAGCAGAGUAAGUACAAUUCGUCCGUUAUUGAACGAUUGAGUGAUUCGGAACUCGAAGACGUUGAUUUGGAUGGUGUUAACUCUGAAAUAGAAGAAUUGGAAAAGUACAUGUCGACGGUUCAGGUCGACAUUGAAAUGCUUAAAGAGUAUGGAAGCAAGAUUGCUGAAUACACAGAACGGAAAGACGAUUUGAAUCGUGCUGUUGAGGAGCGAGAUGAAAAACGUGAUUAUUGCGAGGAUUUGAAGAAGAAGAGGUUAGACGAGUUUAUGGAUGGAUUCAGUGCCAUUUCCAUGGCGUUGAAAGACAUGUAUCGAAUGAUCACGAUGGGCGGCAAUGCCGAAUUGGAAUUGGUGGAUAGUUUGGAUCCUUUUUCAGAGGGGAUUUUGUUUAGUGUGAUGCCGCCAAAGAAAUCAUGGAAAAAUAUCUCAAAUCUAUCUGGAGGAGAGAAGACGUUGAGUUCAUUGGCAUUGGUGUUUGCUCUUCACCUGUACAAGCCUACCCCGUUGUAUGUCAUGGAUGAGAUUGACGCUGCCUUGGAUUUCCGAAAUGUUUCGAUUGUUGCCAAUUAUAUCAAGGAACGGACAAAGAAUGCACAGUUUGUGGUUAUUUCGUUAAGGAAUAAUAUGUUUGAAUUGGCGCAGAAAUUGAUUGGAAUUUACAAGGUCAACAACAUGACGAGAAGUACACCAAUUUUGAAUAUAGAGUUCAACAGUAUAGAGUAG